Messenger RNA from Staurois parvus, 435 nucleotides. The record is from the annotation of a GenBank genome assembly. Lineage: Eukaryota; Metazoa; Chordata; Amphibia; Anura; Ranidae.
AUGCUCAUGAGUAUAUGUACACAAGAAUAAGCAUAGCCAGCAUGAGGUAUAUAUAUAUAUAUACACUAUAUUGCCAAAAGUAUUGGGACACCCCUCCAAAUCAUUGGAUUCAGGUGUUCUAACCACCUUCAUGGUCACAGGUGUAUAAAAUCAAGCACCUAGGCAUGCAGACUGCUUCUACAAACAUUUGUGAAAGAAUGGGUUACUCUCUCUUGAAUUUCAAGCGUGUUACUGUGAAAGGUUGCCACCUGUGCAAUAAGUCCAUCUGUGAAAUUUCCUUGCAACUAAAUAUUCCACGGUCAACUGUUAGUGGUGUUAUAACAAAGUGGAAGCAACUGGGAACAGCAGCAACUCAGCCAUGAAGUGGUAGGCCAUGUAAAAUGACAGAGCACACAGUGCACAGAAGUCGCCAACUGUCUGCAGAGUCAAUAGCUA